AUGGACGACUCGGUACUCGUCAUGCUUCCUGACGGCGCCGUGCGCCUCUACUCCGCCACGGGACCCGGCAACCAGCCAGUCCUAGCAGACGCGGUUCUCACGGACUACCCUGGCUGCACGCUCGGCGUGUUAGAGGAAUGCCUGACGUCUCUCCCCGCCGAAACGCCCUUGCACCCGGGCCACACGUAUUUCAUCACCCCGGGCGCGGCGGCGGACGCGCCAGUGCCGGCCGCGACCGCGACCCCCGCGGUCGUGGCAACGGCGAACCCGCCCCCCCGCGUGCCCCGCAGCGCGUCCACUGUCACCUGCCCCUGGCAGCACCAACAAAGAUACCCGCCUCAUACUAACGUUUGGACAUCUGAUUCCGAUGGUUUCAACAUUUCUUCUUCCGCUCCUCGUUCAGAUUCUGCCGGGGUUUACACUGCGGACGCAGCAUUGGCAGCCAUAGCUGGUGGCGACGCGAGAGGUACAAGCCGGGAAUCGUUCGACUUGUCCCUACUCCUAUGGGGUCUCGACUCUCCCCUCGCCUCGCCGUCCCACCCGCAGGGUGGAUCGCCCAGUCAACGGCAGCGGCUGCACCCGCGCCGCUCGCUCGAGAUAACCCGCGGCUCGCAAAGCUGCUCGCACAGCCCACUCGUCGACGGCUCUCCGUCAGGAUACUCGCUUUCGAAAGGCCCUGCUCCGAAGAGCACCCGCCGCUCGUCGCUCUCUCGCCAACUACGGCGGGGCUCGCCGUGCGCUACCUCCGCUCCCGCUGCGACGACCAUGACCGACGCCGCCGCUGCCGUCGUCCUGUCGGAGAGCUCCCGGAUGCUUGCUACUAGUGCUGGGCUUACUAGCGCUGGUGCCAGUCCGAGUGCGAACGGUGCUGACGCUGCGUCGACCAGCAGACGCAGGUUGCCGAAGUCGGCGACCAGGCGCGUCCUUGCCGACGCGUCCGCGGCUGUUGCGGCAUUCGGCCGCAGCUCGCACAGGUCGGAUCUGUGCAGCGAGAGCGGGCUAAAGGAACGGCACCCUGGAAGUGUAAUCCACCAGCUUGUAUCAAUCAUGCCUAACCCCAAAGUGUUUUUCGAUAUCACCGUUGGCGGGGUGCCAACUGGUCGCAUCGAGAUGGAGCUCUUUGCUGACGUCACACCCAAGACUGCUGAGAACUUCCGCUGUCUCUGCACUGGUGAGAAGGGUACGGGCAGGUCCGGUAAGCCCCUUCACUUCAAGGGGUCGUCUUUCCACCGAGUGAUUCCCCAGUUCAUGUGCCAGGGUGGCGACUUCACUCGCGGAAACGGUACUGGUGGUGAGAGCAUCUACGGAGAGAAGUUUGCGGAUGAGAACUUUAUCAAAAAGCACUCCGGCCCUGGCGUCCUCUCCAUGGCUAAUGCCGGGCCCAACACUAACGGAUCUCAGUUCUUCCUGUGCACUGAGAAGACGGCGUGGCUGGACGGCAAGCACGUGGUGUUCGGACAAGUCGUGCAGGGCAUGGAUGUAGUGAAGAAGAUCGAGGCCGUUGGCUCCCAGUCGGGGGCAACCAAGAAGCCCGUGGUCAUUGCUGACUGCGGCCAGCUCUAG
Closterium sp. Naga37s-1 is the source of this 1563-nucleotide messenger RNA. Lineage: Eukaryota; Viridiplantae; Streptophyta; Zygnematophyceae; Desmidiales; Closteriaceae. The record is from the annotation of a GenBank genome assembly.